Molecule: messenger RNA, 2308 nt
Organism: Gigantopelta aegis
Lineage: Eukaryota; Metazoa; Mollusca; Gastropoda; Neomphalida; Peltospiridae
Product: trimethyllysine dioxygenase, mitochondrial-like
Exons: 6
Coding region: 184-1515 (443 amino acids)
Biological process (GO): carnitine biosynthetic process
Cellular component (GO): mitochondrion
Molecular function (GO): trimethyllysine dioxygenase activity; iron ion binding
Source: RefSeq, a predicted model, not a curated record
UUGCAGGGCUGUGGGCAAAUGCCAGGGUCAUCAGAUACACAUGUUAGUAUUGUACUAGAAGCUGGACAGGACCUGUGUGAAUUUGUCAGGCACAUAUAUGUAGGAUUCCUAGCUAACAAAGUGGACUUGUGCAUCUAGUAUUUAUUCAGAAUAUAUUUUUCAGAUUAACAAAACAAAGAAGCCAUGUUUAGUCGAUUAGUUUGGCCUUUACGACGUCAAAUUCGUAAUGCACAGCACUGCCAGAACAUCACAGAUUUAAAAGUUCUCACUAGUCGGUCAGCCUGUUACUUGUGUGCUGCAAAUCACGGGAACAGACAUCGAAAUACAGACGGCAAUUCAGCACUUUUUCCUGGAAAAAAAUUUCUCAAUGUCAAGAACAAUUUUUCAAGAUGUCUGUCAUCGGAAGCAGACAUCACAUCGAUUGAGAAACGUGACCAAUAUUUGGAGUUGCAUCAGGAGGGACAGGUGUUUACAAUUCCGUACAUGUGGCUGAGGGAUCACUGUCGCUGUUCACACUGCUUCAAUGAAGAGACAAAACAGAAGAACGUCAACCACAAGUUGACUUCGGGGCUUGGGACGUCCAGUAUUGAACUCGAAGAAUUGGGAACCAUACUGAAAAUUAAAUGGGAAGACGGCCAUGAGACUGAGUAUAGCGUGCAGUGGCUGGUAGACAACAGCUAUUCCACAGAGUCGAAGAAGAAGACAAUUCCACUGUUGUGGGAUAGCACUAAGAUCCACUCUGAACCGAUGCCGGUCGUAGACUAUGACUCGUACAAAACCUCAGAGACCGGCAUCAGAGAAACCAUGUACAACUUACUCAGAUAUGGAUUCUCUGUCGUCGAAGGGGUGCCGACGUCACUCCAUGACACAGAGGUGACGGUGGAGAAGCUGAACUUCGUGGAGGAGACGCUGUUCGGGAAGAUGUGGAGCUUCACGUCGAACCACGAGCGGGGCGACACGGCAUACACCAACAUGGAGCUGGGGGCCCACAAUGACACCUGCUACUACACCGCGCCAGCCGGUAUCCAAACAUUCCAUUGUCUGUGGCAUGAUGGGACUGGUGGGGAUACCUUGCUUGUCGACGGUUUCCAGGUGGCGGAGAAACUUCGCCAGGAAGACCCAGCAGCAUUCACCAACCUGACCAAUCAGAUUGUUCCACAUGAGUAUGUCGAGGAAGGAUUCCACGUUCGUUCUCUCGGCCGCGUGUUGACCAUCCACCCAGCUUCCAAAGAAAUGGAAAAUAUAAGAUUCAACCCAUACGACAUGGCCCCACUGGACACCAUCCCACCCAAUGAAGUGGAACAGUUCUACAAGGACUACAAGAAACUGACGAAGCUCAUCCGUGACCCGGCCAACAGCUUCUGGUUCAAGCUGCACCCAGGCAUGCUGCUUCUCAUCAACAACUGGAGGGUGUUGCACGGAAGAGCCAGCUUCACCGGCAAGAGGGUGUUGUGUGGCUGUUACAUUGCCCAUGACGACUGGAUGAGUAAAGCCAGGCUUGCUGGGCUUGCCUAAGGUGUAUGUUUAACAGGUUCGAAAUUUAGCUCAGCACUGAUGGCAAAUGCCUUGGUUGCCCUCCCUACUUAACCAUCAUGUGCCCCAACAGAUAAACAUUGAUGACGGGUACGAAAAAUUACAUAUUUGUCUUUGUGCUUUUCCCAUACAUCCCAAGUUAUAUUGGGUGGCCCCCCAAAAAGAUAACCCUACUUAAUAUGGAAUUAUUCUAAAAGUAUGGUGACUGUUACUUUGAUAUGUCACACCCAUUACUAUAUCAUAUUGUAUGGAUAUUGUAUGGAUAUGACAUGAUCAGUGAAAAUUUUAGGGUUAUAGGUUUUUUUGGGGGGGGGGGGGAUAUCCAAAUAUAUGUAUCCUUAAUUGCGAAAAUCAGUACAAAUUUGAGAAAGAAUCUUGAUUUUUAGUAACCAUGCACGCUUGAAACCAGUUUUGCAUUGGUGCUCUUUCAACUUGCCUUAGUGCCCUAAUUUUUCUUACUAAACCAAAAGCAACACUUCCCAUGCCCCUAUAAGGUCAAAAUUUGACCAUUGACAUUAUACAGAGAGAACAACUGCUUACUGGCUUAAUUAAGAUAUCUUCUUUAUCCUGCAAAGGCUAGAAUGGCUAGAUGCUUCGAGAGUACUGAAUGCUUCUUUAUCCUGCAAAGGCUAGAAUGGCUAGAUGCUUCGAGAGUACUGAAUGCUUCUUUAUCCUGCAAAGGCUAGAAUGGCUAGAUGCUACGAGAGUACUGAAUGCUUCUUUAUCCUACAAAGGCUAGAAUGGCUAGAUGCUUCGAGAGUACUGAAUGCUUCUU